CACAACACAAACAACAUAACCAAAAUGGCUACCUCAACACCAACAAUAAUCGACCUUAAAACCUCCUUUCUACGUACACAGAUCCUCGCCCUCUCCCAACCCCUCAAACCAUCCACGACCUUCACCGAAUCCAUCUCCUCCCAAGAGAACGCGCUCCGCCAAAAGUCCAUAGACGAAGCACUAUACAAACUCAACGGCCUGUUAAAAAAGCAUAACAAGCUAUCUUACGGCCCGCAAGCGCAGAGGCAUGUUGCUGAGCAAGUGGACAGACUGUAUUGGAAUGCGGGGGAGCGCGGGGUGAAUACGCUGGGUAGGGGAGAGGAGUGGGCGGAGAGGGGUAGUGAUUAUCGCGAAGAAAGUGUUAUUGAGCAGAUGCCAGAGCAGUGGAGCGAGGAAGCAGAGACGAAAGCACCUGAGCAGGCCGCGAAAUACAAAGAGUUACAGCAGAAAUUGGUUGAGCUGAAUGAAAGGAGGAAAGCUGCGAGGCAGAAGGUAGAGAAUUAUAAAGCUUUGAAACAGCUUGUUGAUCUGCUGGGAGAAGAUGCUGGUGUGCAGGAUAAUAUUGUCACGAAGAAUGGAGAGGUAGAGAUUGAGCUGGAGAAGAUGAGGAGGUUGAUGGUAAGAGUUGAGCGGGGUAUUGGAGGACUGGAUGAGAGGCAAGAAGGAGAUGAAAUGGUGAUUGAUGGAGAGGAAGGAAGGGACAAGAUACUAAACUUGUUGACUCUGGGAACAGGAGCGGGAUAGUAUAGGAGACUCAAGUAGAAACGCUGAUAGACUUUCCAAACAGUUGGCCGUCGAAUGAAAUGGUACAAUUUAAAUCU
Mollisia scopiformis is the source of this 821-nucleotide messenger RNA. RefSeq lists its product as uncharacterized. The coding region runs from base 25 to 744 and encodes 239 amino acids. NCBI's taxonomy places the organism in Eukaryota, Fungi, Ascomycota, Leotiomycetes, Helotiales, Mollisiaceae. Gene Ontology annotation, cellular component: Mis6-Sim4 complex. The transcript has 2 exons. The record is from RefSeq and is a predicted model, not a curated record.